AUUAUUUUGGCGUGCAUUUAUUUAAUAACGGCCUAACAUUAUCCCUGGCCUAACCUUGUUGCUUGUUUCGUAUUUCACUUAUCGUAUCUUCUUAGUUAGGAAGCACGUUCUAAGGGAUGGAUAAAUUAACAAGUGCUGGUCGCUCCAGAGGACGAGGGCGCGCGACAAAUCCACAGCAACCUCGAGUUGAAAACCGGAACAAACGAGGUGAGCAAGAUGCAGAUGCAUCAGGUUCUUCAAGGAGGUUUUCUCAAGUUCCAUCAACAUCUGCUUGGGGUCAGCCAAGUUCAGGAGUUGCUCGUGGUUCAGGUUUGCAACCUCAAAGCUGCAGUACUGCACCUAUUCAACAACGCGCACCUGCUCCCGUUAUGCAAGGAAGAGCCACUGCACAUCGAGAUAUUGCAAGUGGAGAUGCACCUGUCGUUAGAGAAGAUUCUCGAGGAGCAGUGCGUGGAAAGCGUAUAUUAACUGAAGUUGUAACUUCUCGUCCUCCUACUUGUGUUACGAAAACAGGUAAAACUGGAACAAAGGUGGUUGUUCAAACAAACUACUAUCGUAUUUUGAAGAAACCGAAGUGGUCUAUAUAUCAAUAUCGCGUUGACUUUGCGCCGGAUGUGGACAUGGUACGCGUUAGACGUGCUUAUUUAGCACAACAUAAAAAAACACUAGGAGGAUAUAUUUUCGAUGGAACUAUGUUAUUUUGUACAACAUACCUGGAGAAACAGGACUUGGAACUUAUAACUAAGAAUAGAGAAGGUGAAAUCAUUCAAAUAAAAUUGAAACACGUCGGGCAGUUAGAUGUCACCGAUGCUCAACAACUUCAAGUAUUAAAUCUCAUUUUACGUCGCGCUAUGGAGGGUCUUAAAUUACAACUCGUUGGACGCAACUUCUACGACCCAAAAGCAAAACAUUCCCUUAAUGCCUAUUGUCUUGAAUUAUGGCCAGGUUAUCAGACUUCUAUUCGUCAACACGAGCAAGAUAUCUUGUUAUGUGCGGAAAUAGCGCAUAAAGUAAUGCGCACUGAUUCGGUUUAUAAGACUUUACAGGAAUGCCAAAAUAAACAGGAUCCACUGAACUCUUUUAAACAUGAAGUUGUCGGUACYAUUGUACUUACAGAUUACAAUAAUAAAACAUAUCGAGUGGAUGACGUCGACUUUGAGUCUUCUCCAAUGUCUAAAUUCAAAACAAAAGAUGGUGAUAUUUCUUACAUGGAAUAUUACAAAAAGCGUUAUAACAUUCAUAUAAAAGACGCAAAACAACCUCUAUUGGUAUCUCGACCUUCAGAACGUAAUAUACGGGCUGGUCAAAGUGAGCUCAUAAUGUUGAUUCCGGAGUUGUCACGCUCAACUGGGCUAACUAACGCAAUGAGAAGUAAUUUCAGUUUAAUGAGAGCAAUGAGUGAAUUUACUCGUUUGGCGCCAGAUAAACGUAUUGGGCGUUUGAAAGCAUUCAAUGAUCGUUUGAUUGGGACUACUGAUAGUACUGACGUUCUAAAAGCUUGGAAUAUGGACUUGGAUAAAAAUCUCGUCGAAGUUCCAGCUCGGGUUAUACCGUCUUGUCGAAUAGUUUUUGGUAACAAUGAACGUUAUGAUUGUAAUGUUUAUGCUGAUUGGACAAAAGAAUUGCGGAAUAAAUCACCGUAUAAGAAUGUCGAUAUAAGAAGAUGGUGCGUGAUAGCCCUUAAAAGAAAUUUGACUGAAAUUCAAAAUUUCGUACAAAUGUGCAUAAGAGCAGCUAAUGGCAUGCGUAUGCGAAUUGCUGAACCAAUGUACCAGCAAAUAUUAGACGAUCGUAAUGGCACUUAUUCACAGGCUAUUAAUACAUCUGUAGCAAGUGAUCUUCAAAUAUUAAUGGUAGUAAUGCCGGCUGCCAAUGAAGAAAAAUAUAGUUGCAUAAAAAAAAAAUGCUGUAUUGAUCGUCCAGUACCGUCUCAGGUUGUAACUCUUCGAACUAUUGCUCCUCGUGGUGACCGAGCUUCCGGUUUAAUGUCUAUCGCAACUAAAGUGGUCAUACAAAUGAAUGCCAAACUUAUGGGGGCCCCUUGGAUGACAGAAAUUCCAAUAAGUGGUUUGAUGACAGUUGGUUUUGAUGUCUGCCAUUCUGGCAAAGAAAAAAAUAAAUCAUAUGGAGCUUUGGUUGCAACAAUGGAUUUGAAGUCUAAACCUCAAUAUUUCUCUACAGUUUCACAACAUUUGAAAGGACAAGAGCUUUCGAAUGAAAUAGCCAUGAACAUGACAUAUGCUUUGAAAGCAUAUCGAAAUGAACAUGGCAUGUUGCCAAAAAAGAUUCUAUUUUAUCGUGACGGAGUAGGUGAUGGACAAUUGCCUCAGGUGUUCAACACUGAGGUUAAGUUUUUAAAAGAUAAAUUAGAUGAGAUUUACAAAAACGCAGGAGAACCGACACCUUGUCCCAUGGCUUUUAUAGUGGUUUCAAAGCGCAUAAAUACACGUUAUUUUGUUAAUAAACGAAAUCCAGUUCCUGGAACCGUGGUUGACGAUGUCAUUACUUUACCUGAACGGUAUGAUUUCUUUUUAGUUUCGCAGUCAGUGCGUCAAGGUACGGUGUCGCCUACGAGUUAUAAUGUCAUUUAUGACACUAUGGGUCUCGAUGCCGACAAAAUACAAAUGUUAACGUACAAAAUGACGCAUCUUUAUUAUAAUUGGAGUGGAACUUGCCGCGUGCCUGCAGUAUGCCAAUAUGCGCACAAAUUAGCAUUCCUAGUUGCUGAGAGCCUUAAUCGUUUACCACACAACGCAUUGGAAAAGCAACUUUAUUUUUUAUGAAAGAAUCAUCUAUAUAUUUUUUUACCUAAUUAAUAAA
This is a messenger RNA of Bactrocera latifrons, 2820 nucleotides long. RefSeq names its product protein aubergine (gene aub). The transcript has a single exon. Gene Ontology annotation, biological process: regulatory ncRNA-mediated gene silencing. NCBI's taxonomy places the organism in Eukaryota, Metazoa, Arthropoda, Insecta, Diptera, Tephritidae. Bases 117 to 2783 code for a protein of 888 amino acids. Gene Ontology annotation, cellular component: P granule. Gene Ontology annotation, molecular function: piRNA binding; protein binding. The record is from RefSeq and is a predicted model, not a curated record.